Exophiala viscosa is the source of this 1623-nucleotide messenger RNA. Its product is annotated as MC family mitochondrial carrier protein. Bases 1 to 1623 code for a protein of 540 amino acids. Gene Ontology annotation, molecular function: ATP transmembrane transporter activity; calcium ion binding. NCBI's taxonomy places the organism in Eukaryota, Fungi, Ascomycota, Eurotiomycetes, Chaetothyriales, Herpotrichiellaceae. The record is from RefSeq and is a predicted model, not a curated record. The transcript is spliced from 4 exons. Gene Ontology annotation, biological process: transmembrane transport; ADP transport; ATP transport.
AUGAACGGAGAGUCACACGAAGACCGCGAACAGCGGAUUCGAAAGUUAUGGAAGACUCUUGACACCCGUAGCGAGGGUCAGCUUGACCUACCUGCGCUCAAGAAAGGCCUUCGCACCAUCGAUCACCCCCUCAAAAAUGCCGACGAUCUCCUCCACGAUGUCCUCAAAGCAGUGGAUACCUCCGGUGAUGGAAGGAUACAGUUCAAUGAGUUCAGAGUCUUUGUUGAGCAUGCUGAACAUGAAUUGUGGCAGUUGUUUGACAGUAUAGACAGAGACAACAGUGGUGGUUUGGACAAGGAUGAACUACGUUUGGCAUUCCGCAGAGCCGGCUUGACCAUCAGUACCUCAAAAUUGGAUCAAUUCUUUGAUGAGGUGGACACCAAUCACGACGGCGAGAUCAGCUUUGACGAAUGGAGGGACUUUCUCCUCUUCCUUCCAGCAAGUCAGUCCAGUCUACGCGCAAUGUUAUCCUAUUACUCCGCGACAACAAACGUCAACCAGGAAGGAGAUGUCCAUAUCAACGACACUCUCCAAGGGUUCGGUAUGAUGCAUCCUUCCCAUUCAUACUCCGAUGAAAAGGCGGCCAUUGCACAAUGCUGCCUCAACCUGGCAAUUGGCACAAUUCAUUUCAGUACAUCUCUAACGUUAUUGACAAUGCUGACAGAUUUUCUCCCUCCACCAGGCUAUUUCAUAGCCGGUGGAUUAGCAGGCAUUGUCUCGCGAACGGCUACUGCACCGUUAGAUCGGUUGAAGGUCUACCUAAUUGCGCAGACAAGCCCGAAAGAAGCUACAGUCAAAGCGGUCAAGGAUGGGAGACCUUUUCAAGUGCUCAGGAACUUUGGCCGACCUCUAGUCGACGCAUGCAAGGACCUAUGGGCUGCUGGUGGUCUGCGCAGUCUGUUCGCCGGAAAUGGCCUCAACGUCGUCAAAGUCAUGCCAGAGUCGGCUGUCAAAUUCGGCGCAUAUGAGGCUGCGAAAAGGUUCUUCGCCAAAAUCGACGACUCAGACCCAAAACAUCUACACCCUACUUCUCAAUUUCUGGCUGGUGGUAUUGGAGGUGUAGUGUCUCAGUGCUUGGUUUAUCCACUUGACACGUUGAAAUUCCGAAUGCAGUGCGAGACUGUCUCCGGUGGUCUACACGGAAAUGCCUUGAUCAUGCAGACAGCGAAGAAGAUGUGGACCCAGGGAAAACUGUUGCCAUACUACCGAGGUCUGGGUAUGGGUCUUGCUGGAAUGUUCCCCUACAGCGCCAUCGACCUUUUCAUUUUCGAAAACUGCAAAAACUAUGUCCUGGCUCGAAAAGCGAAGCAGGCACGAUGCCACGAAGACGACGUUGAAAUGAGCAACAUGACCACGGGAAUCAUUGGUGCGACAUCUGGUGCGAUUAGUGCCACAAUGGUAUACCCCAUCAACCUGCUUCGAACCCGACUUCAGGCCCAGGGUACGGUACUACAUCCACCGACAUACAAGGGCAUUGUGGAUGUGACCAUCAAGACGGUGCAAGGAGAGGGCAUCAAAGGAUUAUUCAAGGGUGUGACACCGAAUCUGUUGAAGGUCGCCCCAGCUGUGAGCAUCAGUUACAUCGUUUAUGAGAACAGUAAGGCGCUCAUGGGACUACGUUGA